Messenger RNA from Hylaeus anthracinus, 3958 nucleotides. RefSeq lists its product as uncharacterized. Lineage: Eukaryota; Metazoa; Arthropoda; Insecta; Hymenoptera; Colletidae. The record is from RefSeq and is a predicted model, not a curated record. Gene Ontology annotation, biological process: regulation of cilium assembly. The transcript is spliced from 20 exons. Gene Ontology annotation, cellular component: centrosome. The coding region runs from base 408 to 3872 and encodes 1154 amino acids.
UUUAAAUUAUCUACAUGUCAUGAAUAUAAACGAUAAAUCGAAUAUGUAGCUAUGUUAACAUAAAAAUAAAAGACGCAUGCUUCAGAUCCUUAUUCGAAGAAAUUGAUGGUUCUCCCGAGUAAGUGUCACGAUCGGUAUAAAAAAAAAAUCUUUCCUCGACUUCCUCCUAAUUUCGACGACUGUUAACACAUCAAACAUAUUAUCUAUUGCAGUUUUGACAUCUACGAAAAUUACAUAAAAAAGGCAUUUUUGAAAAACUAAGAAAUCGUUCGACCCUAUUUGAUAUCAGUGCCGAUUCUUCACUGAGUAAACCAGGGAAGGGGAUCGUGUCGUUUCCUAACUUACGAUUCUUUUAAAAGAAGCUGCGUUACUGAGUGAAGCAACGGUGUUGUUUCGAAGGUAAAAUAAUGAAGCGGCGACCGUGUACGUUGAACAUAUCCCGUUCUCCAGGAAGUUCACCUACGUCUCUUUAUGCUCGCGAACUCGACAGCUUUCCUAUCACAACGAGAAGCUCUUACGAUUUGAAGCGUCGUCGUUUGCAACGCUACGGGCCGAAGUCGCAAAAGAAGAACGCAAACUGCAACGAGUCGUCCUUGAAGAGGGAUGUCUUUGGUUCAUUGGAAUCUUUGUUCGACCUCAAGAAACCCUUGAAUUUACCAGAAGUAUUCUCGAUAACAGUCGAAUGCUAUCAAGAGGGGCACGUUUUUCCAUUCGCGUCGGAAAAGGUUCAGAAUUCUAAGAACCUCACAGAUUCGCUGCAUUUGCGACAACGGACGGACCUUGAACCGCACAUUCUUAAACGGGUUUAUGAAACCGACGAUUACAAAAAUAAAGCGGAAAAUAUCAAGGAGGACCCAAACGUUGAAAGGCCAAAGGAAUCUGAAAAGAAGGGAAGACCAAGUACAGUAGAAGUGACAUUAUCGACCAUGGCUGAAAACGAGGGAGAAGCGUUAGAAGAAGUUGCUGAAGAAGAGUUUGAAGAUGUCGAGGGUGACACGCCAGAGGAAACUGUACCAGAAGAAGAGGACAAUGCAGCGGUAGAUGAAGUCGAUGAUGGGGCUACAGAGAAGUUUGAAGAAGGCCAGCCUCCAGAAUAUCCGCUUCCGCCUGGUGUUGGUGAAGGUGUCCCGAUCAAGCCUGGUGGUAGAGUGGAAUCCGUGUUGAGCUCAUCUCCUUUGACAGACUCCGCUGUACAGGAAGAACUGAAGAAAGCAGACGAACGUUGCGCUGUGCUGGCGAAAGAGAUUGAAACAUUAAAACUUGAAAUAUCUCAGCUCACCGUGAAAAAGGAUUUAACGGCGGAGGACACAAUGGCGAUUCAGUCGAAGCAGAAUGAAAUCAUGUCGAAGCUGGCAGAAUUCGAGGAGAUAACCAGGAAGGUGCAACGUUCGCUGGGCUUGUCCGAUUUCUCUAGCGUCACCUUUUCGAAAAUGUUCGACAUGCUACCGUAUCCGCACUCGAAACCUAGCGGGGUUAUUGCUGAAGAAGAAGUGGAAAUUGGUAUUAAAGAUGCAGAUCCUUUCAGGAAAGUACCCAGUAAAAGAGAUAUAGGAGUGUCGAAGGAAAGGCCGGAAGAUGUUUUUGAUCUACCUCAAAUUGAUUAUCCGGAAGACAAACUUCCAAGAGUAAUCGUUUGUGGAUAUACGGAAGAUGAAAUUCCAAAAAUUGUCGUAGCAGACAGCAAAAAGAGAGGCAAGGACAGAUCGCUCCAGAAUCUAACUGGAAAAUUAACGGAAUCGUUAACCAUGCAAGAGAAACUCGUAAUAGAGAAUGCGCAACUCGAAGGCGGCAAAUAUAAAUUAGAAGAAGCAUUACUGGAGAAAGACUCUGCUGUCGAGAGCCUGCAGAGGAAGGUAUGCGGACUACAGGCUGAAAUGAGAAUAGUCGUGAAGGAGAAUUCGGAAUUGAGUCGUCAAGUAGCUUGCUUGAGUCAACAGAUCACCAGUCCUUGUUGUUACACUUGUCCAGGUGGAAUUACCUCUCCAACAUCAAGCCCGUCUCCUUUUCGUUCGUAUUCGUACACCACUACGGUGCAGCAGGACGACGAUUACUGUCCGUGCAAGUGUUGCCUUCAGCCACCAUUCGCUGACAGUUUGUCACCGCGAGGCAAUUCCGUAUGCGUGAAUCAGAAUAGUCAAGCAUUUUUAUCUAGCGGAGAUUCACCUAGACUCGCGGGUGGCGCGUCAAGAACAAAAGCUUGUACCGAGAGCAGUGCUUCUUCGCAAGUCGACGGAAUGUGUUGUCGCAGUCCAGCCGCUGUUAAGCCGCCAUGCCAGCCGUGUCCACCUCCGAGAGGGACGUGUCCCGCGGAACUGGAGAACCAACUUGCAUCCUAUGGCACCAACACCAAACAGAUAGAACAACAGCUGGGCAAUAUAGAAUGCGAAGUACGCAACAUGCAGAUAGAACUUGCUAACGUGCAGCGAGAACGUCAGCAACUGGAGCAACAACGCAAGUUGCUGAAAUGCACCGGUCCCUGUGCGCCAUGUGGUUGCUGUCCUCCUCCACCUAUGAUUUCAUCGUCGGGUUCACCACCUUACGUACCACCUGUACCAAUCCUACCGCCACCUCCCGUACCUCUUGUCAAGAUGCCACCUGCGCCUUCCUCAACUUGUACUGGUCCUUGUACAAAUGCACCUAUGGGCGCUAGCACGUGUCCUCAGCAACAGUUACGUGAUCUUCGCGAGCAAUACGCACGCCUUCAGGAUGAUUACAAAAACAAACUAUGCGAGGUUUCGUGUCUAAGAGCAGACGCAGAAAAAAUGAAGCAGCAAACACGCGAAGCCAUCGAAGAGAAAGAAAAAUUAGACAUCAAACUGAUAGACGCUCAAGAACGUUUGAAAGCGAUCGAAUCCGAAAAAGACAAAUACGAAGGUUUUAAGGAGCAAAUGGUCGAACAGGAGCAACAAUUGAUCGUGGUUAAACAACGUUUUCGGGAAGCCCAAGACGAACUCGAAGAAUUACGAUCUUUGAUUCAAGAUCAAUCUGCUCAGCUCGAGGAUUAUCGUAAUAAAUAUUUACAGGCGCAACAACAAGUGGAAGAGCAACGCCGACAACUCGAUCUCAUGGAGAUGGAUAACGCUCGAAUGAACGAGAAUGUGACGUUAGAAAUCGGUCGAGUUAAAAAUCAAUUCCAAGAGAAGCUUGCCGAGCUUGCCCCGUUACCUGAUCUUUUGAAACAAACACAAGUGAAGCUACAGGAAGCGCAACAAAUGCGCCUGGUCGCAGAGAGAAACUGCGAGGAUCUCUCACGGGAGCUUAUAGGAUGCAAAGAUAAAAUGCAAACUUUGCAAAACCAGUUGGACGUUUUGCGUAGCGAGUACCAAGCGAUCCAGGAUGAAAGGGGCACUGGAUCGGGGCGGUUCGACGAAUUGGAAAGAAGAAACUCUGAGUUACGGCAUGAAAAUGAACGUAUGAAAAAUACACUUGCCAGAUUUGAGGAACACGAGGCCCAGUUACAGAAACGCAUCGACGAGAAGAUGCACGAAGUUACUCAAUUAACGGCGAUGCUGGAUCAAGUUCGAGAAGAUUCAGCGAGACAGGUGGCAAGGACGAAAGAACGAUGUGAAACUAUAAGAAGAUCGAUGCAAGGCCAAAUCGCGGAAAUGGAAAGACAAUUGGCACAAUGCAGAGCUACCGCGCGAGCUGCGCAAAAAGAUAGAGAUGAAAUUCGGCAGAAGAUGCAAGGCCAAAUAAACAAUCUAAACGAGGCGUUUGAACAGGCUCAAGGCCGUAUAAGGUCAUUGCAGGGUCACGUAAAUUAUUUGAAAACAUCUUAUAGCAACAUCUUCAAGGGUCAAGGAGAGGUACCGCCUGGUGUCUUGCCUGGCGAGGCUGGGCCAGGAUUUGAUUCUUGCGACUGCAACCACUGACAGGAAGUCGAUCAAUCUCAUUGUAAACUCGUAUAAAUUAUAUUGCCCAACUAGAAUGUAACAAAAAUUGUCUGGGUUUUUGUGAU